This is a messenger RNA of Seriola aureovittata, 5152 nucleotides long. Its product is annotated as NLR family CARD domain-containing protein 3-like. Lineage: Eukaryota; Metazoa; Chordata; Actinopteri; Carangiformes; Carangidae. Bases 144 to 4277 code for a protein of 1377 amino acids. Gene Ontology annotation, molecular function: protein binding. The record is from RefSeq and is a predicted model, not a curated record. The transcript is spliced from 15 exons.
AGACAGACAGUGAUUUCCUGUAAAUGCAGAGGGGAGGAGGAAGUGAAAGUGAAAGUGUUCAGUCUUAGUUCAGACUCCAUUUUGAGUCGACGCAGCAGAAGGAGGAAACUGGUGCCUGAGGCAGACUGACUGAAGUCCUGAAGAUGAGUGAUGGUGUGGAGGAAGAGGAGGACGGAGCAAAGUCUCCAGGAUCCAUCUGUCUGUCUAUGAAGAGUGACUGGUCCAAAGUAGAACCUAUAGACUUCAGUGAUGAACCUGGACCCUCAGACUCACAAGGUCAGAACCAGAGACUGAGAGCAGAGUCUCCAGGAUCCAUCUGUCUGUCUAUGAAGAGUGACCGGUCCAAAGUAGAACCUAUAAACUUCAGUGAUGAACCUGGACCCUCAGACUCACAACUGACUGAAGUCCUGAAGAUGAGUGAUGGUGUGGAGGAAGAGGAGGACGGAGCAAAGUCUCCAGGAUCCAUCUGUCUGUCUAUGAAGAGUGACUGGUCCAACAAACAUCCUCCAGACUUCAGUGAUGAACCUGGACCCUCAGACUCACAAGGUCAGAACCAGAGACUGAGAGCAGAGUCUCCAGGAUCCAUCUGUCUGUCUAUGAAGAGUGACCGGUCCAACGAAAAUCCUCCAGACUUCAGUGAUGAACCUGGACCCUCAGACUCACAAGAGAAGAGGAGUGGAGUCUCUGUGGAGGAGCAGCAGGUUUUAGAUCAACAUAAGAUCAGUCUGAGGAGCAGAUGUGAACAUGUGACUGAAGGAACUGAUGGAACAGGAAGUGGAACCCUCCUCAACAGGAUCUACACUGAGCUCUACAUCACAGAGGGACAGAGUGAAGAGGUUAAUACCCAACAUGAGGUGAGGCAGCUGGAGACAACUUCCAAGAUGGAGACCCUCCAUGACGCUCCAAUCAGGUGCCACGACAUCUUUAAAGCCUCAGCUGACCAGCAGAGACCCAUCAGAGUGGUUCUGACCAACGGCGUCGCUGGCGUUGGAAAAACCUUCUCGGUGCAGAAGUUCUCUCUGGACUGGGCAGAGGGUUUGGAGAACCAAGAUGUCAGUCUGCUGGUUCUGCUUUCGUUCAGGGGGCUGAACCUGAUCAGAGAUCAGCAGUACAGUCUUCUCAGGCUGCUCCAUGUUUUCCAUCCAACAUUACAGAAGGUCACAGCAGAGCAGCUCGCUGUCUGUAAAGUUCUGUUCAUCUUUGACGGCCUGGAUGAAAGCAGACCGUCACUGGAUUUCAACAACAGGAAGUCUGUGUGUGAUGUCACACAGGAGUCAUCAGUCAACGUGCUGCUGACAAACCUCAUCAGGGGGAAUCUGCUUCCCUCGGCUCUCGUCUGGAUAACUUCCAGACCUGCGGCGGCCAAUCAGAUCCCUCCUACAUGUGUGGACAGGGUAACAGAAGUACGAGGCUUCACUGACGCCCAGAAGGAGGAGUACUUCAGGAGGAGAUCCAGUGAUGAAGAGCUGUCCAGCAGAAUCAUCUCACACAUCAAGACGUCCAGGAGCCUCCACAUCAUGUGUCAAGUCCCAGUCUUCUGCUGGAUCACUGCUACAGUUCUGGAGCACAUGUUGACCACAGACCAGAGAGGAGAGCUGCCCCAGACCCUGACUGACCUGUUCUCACACUUCCUGCUGGUUCAGACACAGAGGAAGAAGAACAAGUACCAUGAGGGACGUGAGACGAGUCCACAGGAGCUGACGGAGGCUGACGGGGAAGUUCUUCUGAAGCUGGGGAGGCUGGCGUUUGAACAGCUGGAGAAAGGAAACAUCAUGUUCUACCAAGAAGACCUGGAGCAGUGUGGUCUUGAUGUCACAGAGGCCUCGGUGUACUCAGGACUUUGUACUGAGAUCUUCAGAAGAGAGAGUGUGAUCUUCCAGAAAACAGUCUACUGCUUUGUUCAUCUGAGCGUUCAGGAGUUUCUGGCUGCAGUCUACAUGUUCCACUGUUACACCAACAGGAAGACAGAGGUCCUGGAGAACUUCCUGGGAGAAGACUUCAAACAGAGAGACUUCAAACAGAGAGACUUCGAACAGAGAGACUUCAAACAGAGAGACUUCAAACAGAGAGACUCCAAACAGAGUGACUUCGAACAGAGAGACUCAAACCCAAUGACUUUCCUUAAGAAGAUUUCUAGGUUUUUUGGGAUCAACAAGCUCGACAGCAGUGAUCCACCGCUCGACAGCAGUGAUCCACCACUCGAUGUCUUCCUGAGGAGAGCCAUGGAGAAAUCCCUCUACAGUAGAAACGGUCACCUGGACCUGUUUGUUCGCUUCCUUCAUGGCCUCUCUCUGGAGUCCAACCAGAGGCUCUUAGGAGGUCUGCUGGGUCAGACAGAGAACAGUCCAGAAACCAUCCAGAGAGCCAUCAACAACCUGAAGGAGAUGAACAGAGAUGAUAUCUCUCCUGACAGAAGCAUCAACAUCUUCCACUGUCUGACGGAGAUGAAGGAUCACUCAGUUCAUCAGGAGAUCCAAGAGUUCCUGAAGUCAAAGAACAGAUCAGAGAAGAAACUCUCUGUGAUCCACUGCUCAGCUCUGGCCUACAUGCUGCAGAUGUCAGAGGAGGUUCUGGAUGAGUUGGACCUGAAGAAGUACAACACAUCAAAGGAGGGACGAUGGAGACUGAUCCCAGCUGUGAGGAACUGCAGAAAGGCUCGACUUGAUGAUUGUCGACUGUCAGAGACUCACUGUGAAGUCGUUGCCUCAGCUCUGAAGUCCAACCCCUCCCACCUGAGACACCUGAACCUGAGCUUCAACAACCUGCAGGAUUCAGGAGUGAAGCUUCUGUCUGCUGGACUGGAGAGUCCAAACUGUAGACUGGAGACUCUGAGAUUGAUCAGCUGCAGUUUGUCAGAGAUCAGCUGUUCUUCUCUGGCCUCAGCUCUGAAGUCCAACCCCUCCCACCUGAAACAUCUGGACCUGAGUAACAACAACCUGCAGGAUCCAGGAGUGAAGCGUCUGUGUGGUUUUCUGGAGAGUCCAGACUGUCGACUGGAGACUCUGGAAUUGGAGGACUGCAGAUUGUCAGAGAUCAGCUGUUCUUCUCUGGCCUCAGCUCUGAAGUCCAACCCCUCCCACCUGAAACACCUGGACCUGAGAGGAAACAACCUGCAGGAUCCAGAUGUGAAGCAGCUGUGUGAUCUUGAGGAGAGUCCAGACUGUCGACUGGAGACUCUGAGAUUGAGGAGCUGCAGUUUGUCAGAGAUCAGCUGUUCUUCUCUGGCCUCAGCUCUGAAGUCCAACCCCUCCCACCUGAAACACCUGGACCUGAACUACAACAAGCUGCAGGAUCCAGGAGUGAAGGGUCUGUGUGGUUUUCUGGAGAGUCCAGACUGUCGACUGGAGACUCUGAGAUUGAUCAACUGCAGUUUGUCAGAGAUCAGCUGUUCUUCUCUGGCCUCAGCUCUGAAGUCCAACCCCUCCCACCUGAAACACCUGGACCUGAGCUUCAACGAGCUGCAGGAUUCAGGAGUGAAGCUUCUGUCUGCUGGACUGGAGAGUCCAAACUGUAGACUGGAGACUCUGAGAUUGGAGCGCUGCAGUUUGUCAGAGAUCAGCUGUUCUUCUCUGGCCUCAGCUCUGAAGUCCAACCCCUCCCACCUGAAACACCUGAACCUGAACUACAACAACCUGCAGGAUCCAGAUGUGAAGCGUCUGUGUGGUUUUCUGGAGAGUCCAGACUGUCGACUGGAGACUCUGGAAUUGUGGCGCUGCAGUUUGUCAGAGAUCAGCUGUUCUUCUCUGGCCUCAGCUCUGAAGUCCAACCCCUCCCACCUGAAACACCUGGACCUGAGAGACAACAAGCUGCAGGAUCCAGGAGUGAAGCGUCUGUGUGGUUUUCUGGAGAGUCCAGACUGUCGACUGGAGACUCUGGGAUUGGAGCGCUGCAGUUUGUCAGAGAUCAGCUGUUCUUCUCUGGCCUCAGCUCUGAAGUCCAACCCCUCCCACCUGAAACACCUGGACCUGAGUGACAACAAGCUGCAGGAUCCAGGAGUGAAGCGUCUGUGUGGUUUUCUGGAGAGUCCAGACUGUCGACUGGAGACUCUGAGAUUGAGGAGCUGCAGUUUGUCAGAGAUCAGCUGUUCUUCUCUGGCCUCAGUUCUGAAGUCCAACCCCUCCCACCUGAAACACCUGAACCUGAGUCACAACAAGCUGCAGGAUCCAGAUGUGAAACAGCUGUGUGAUCUUAAGAAGAGUCCAGACUGUCGACUGGAGACUCUGAGGUCAGUAAAAGGGGCGGAGUCAGUCCUUGCUGCUUCCAUCAUAUUGUACUAAACACAGUAUCAGAGCAAAGAGCCAGUGUUUCCUGGAAACCUCCGACCUUCUCAGCAGCUGCUUCCCUCAGUGAAGCUGUGAGAGGAGAACGGUGACAGGCGUCAGGAUUGGACAGAAAGACAGAGAGAGAGAACAGUCGGCCAAUCAGAGCGGCCAGAAGCUCGUCGUGAUCAUGUGUCUGAGUGGAUGUGAAGACGACUGUUGUUGUUGAGUUGAUGUCUACAGGAAGUGAAGCUGAUUACAGCUGACAGCCUCACAGAGGAACAGAGACAGUGUCCUCAUUCAUCAAACUGUCACAUCUGAUCUGAGACAGUUUGUUCUCUCAUUUCACAACUCAAGACCUGAUCAGUUUGAUCUCUGUCACAGCUCUGAGAUCAGUCUGAUGUCUGACAGUCACUGGCUCUUAUUCCACAGAAGAAUCAUUACACUCUGUAACCAUGUGAUCUUUAUACAGACCAGAAGCUCUGCUGAAGUCCAGUGAGCACAUCUGUAUAUCUGUCCCUCUGCCAGAUGUUUUCAGUGACAGCCUCCAUGUUUAUCUGUCAGGUGAUGUGUGAGGAACAGACCAGAUGUUCAUCAACACACAGAGACUCUGUGUUUAAAUGUCAGGACAGUGAAUCCAUCACUGAGCUGUUGGAGCAGUGAUGAACCUUCAUGACUCAGCAGUUUGUUUCCACUGUGGACUGAGGGAAAUGUGCAGAGUCAACAGACUUGAUGCUAAAAGUCUCUGCAGGUGUGUGAGCCUCCAGCUCAGUGUUCACUCCAACACGUUAACAUGAGAGCUGAGAGGAAGCAGGCUACGCUACACAGCUGCUGCACAUCUGGACUGAACAGGACUGAAGUCCAGCUGAUGACGUCUCUGUAAACACUGAUUC